Habropoda laboriosa is the source of this 3383-nucleotide messenger RNA. RefSeq names its product sn1-specific diacylglycerol lipase alpha (gene inaE). The coding region runs from base 1 to 3222 and encodes 1073 amino acids. Gene Ontology annotation, cellular component: dendrite membrane; postsynaptic membrane. Gene Ontology annotation, biological process: lipid metabolic process. The transcript has 16 exons. NCBI's taxonomy places the organism in Eukaryota, Metazoa, Arthropoda, Insecta, Hymenoptera, Apidae. The record is from RefSeq and is a predicted model, not a curated record.
AUGCCUGGUAUCGUGGUAUUCCGACGUCGAUGGAGCGUCGGCAGUGACGACCUCGUCGUGCCCGGUGCUUUCUUGUUCAUCCUCCAUCUGAUAUGGGUGACAGUGCUGGGUGUUCUACUGGGGAUACUCAAAUGGGAUCACAGUGUUACGUGUAUUCUCUUACUGUGGGAAUACGUACUGGGAUACUUGGCCAUUUUCGUGGUCUCCAUGGUGGUAGAAUUUUCCAUCUGCUUUCUGGCAACUAGAGGGAGCAUUCUGGACACUGCGGCCAGAGCGCCAAUGCAAUACGUUCUCUACGUUCGACUUUUCCUGUUACUGGUAGAGACUGGCUGGUUGUGCACAGGUGUCACGUGGCUGGUCCAUUACUACCAAACAUGUCCCGUUGACCAGAUCAAAGAUGUAAUGCUAGGUUUAGUGAUAUCAAAUUGGUGCGUAUUGGCCUCGGUGAUGGUAACUGUAUGGUGCACGUACGACGCAGCAGGCAGAUCGUGGGUGAAAAUGAAGAAAUAUCAACGCAGUAUGAGGGAGGCGGAAUCAAGAUGUGCGAAAUUGCAUUACAACCGAAGCGGCAGCAGAAACAGAAAUUGGCGGCAAAGAAAAGUUAUACGAGCGUACCAGGAUAGCUGGGACAACAGGUGCAGACUUCUGUUUUGCUGCAUGGGUAAUUCUGAUAGAAACCGAAAUUCGUUCGCGGACAUCGCCAGACUAUUGAGCGACUUCUUCCGUGACCUUGACGUAGUUCCAUCGGAUGUGGUCGCGGGGCUGGUUCUAUUGAGGAAGUUCCAGAAAAUCGAACGGGAGCUGAUAGUGAAGCAACGGAAGAACGAUACGUACGAGUUUCUGUCCGGUGUGCCAGUUACUCCUCGCACUAAAUUCUUGUCCUUGACCGAGGACGGUGAUCUGGGCCACUUUCAGUCGGCCAUUCAUUACAUGCACUUCGCCCUAGCUGCUUAUGGCUGGCCAAUGUUCCUCAUUAAAGAUUCCACCGGCCUUUGUCAGUUGUGCGCAAGAUUACGAUGCAGCUGUUUCCCGUGCUGCGGCCACGAAGACGAGGCGACCGUGGUAGAGGACAAUUGUUGCCAGUGCAAUUACGCCGCUCUGAGAAAGAUGGUCGACGUCGCCGAGGUGGAGGUCAUUUACGCGACUUUUCACGUCGACGUCGGUGAGACGCCGUUCUUCGUCGCUCUCGAUUACACGAAGAAAAAGGUUGUCGUUAGUAUACGAGGAACCCUCAGCAUGAAGGACGUAUUAACAGACUUGAACGCGGAGGGUGAAGUGUUACCAUUGUCACCACCGAUAGAGGACUGGCUGGGCCACAAGGGGAUGGUCCAAGCGGCCGAAUACAUUCGGAAAAAGCUCCUCGAGGAGGGAAUUAUAUCUCGUGCUCUAGCCAAGGACGCAUCGAGGGGAACACAUCAAUUCGGUCUGACACUCGUUGGUCAUUCUUUGGGAGCAGGAACAGCAGCUAUCCUGGCGAUUCUACUUAAGCAAGACUAUCCAGAUCUGGUGUGCUUUUCGUUCGGUCCACCGGGUGGUCUCUUGAGCAUGCCUGCUCAGCAAUACUCGCAGGAAUUUAUUACAUCCGUAGUAGUUGGGAAAGAUGUCGUACCUAGGAUAGGCCUUAGACAGAUGGAGAGCUUAAGAGCCGAUCUUAUCAACGCUAUAAAAAGAAGCGUCGAUCCGAAAUGGAAAACGAUAGCGUGCUCCGUGAUGUGUUGCGGUUGCGGUUCCACUCCCACCUCAGCUGCAAAUUUAGAGGCUGGCGGAUGUAUCAGCGAGUAUCAGAGGGACAAGGACCUGGCUCGUUCGCAAACCGUUGUCCCAAGCGACUCCAGCAUUGCGUUGACUUUACACAGGCCUCUCUAUCCACCUGGUCGAAUCAUACAUGUUGUCCGACAUCAUCCUAACAAGGGAGAGCAGAAGUAUGAGAGCCGUUGGAGACAAAUGUUACACAAACACGAGCCGGUGUAUCAAGCGUUAUGGGCGGGCCCGUGUGACUUCGACGAGGUGCUGAUAAGUCCAGUGAUGAUACAGGACCAUAUGCCGGACAAUAUGCUGAAAGCGUUGAACAAGGUUGUAACGACCCUGGGGCCAGCGAAGCCGCAGAGGCUCGCUUCCGGUCACGCAUCGUCGACGGAGGCGUCGGAGGCGCGCGAGGUCGUCGAGGUGCAGGAGAUGGAGAUCGAGCAGGAAAUGAGAGCGUUGCUGUCGUCGUCCAGCCCUGUAAAGACGCAUCCGAGUAACCUGGCUGGAACGCCGCCUCACAGACUCUGCCUGGAAACGUCCUUCACAUCCUUGCAGAGCCCCUCGGAGUUCCCCCAAGCUGGACGCGAGCUGAGCGUCGACUCGAGGGGGAUUCCCUGGGAGUACGUCAGCCUGGCCAGCGAAUUGCUCAACACGCCCAGGGCCGACGAGAGUAAAUCAUCGAAUCGUCGAGGCGAUUGGGAAGACAGUUCACGAGCGGCGCCGUUGGCCACUCCGGAAACUCUGUCGGAAGCGUCGAGCAGUCCACCAUCGCCGGUACCACCACCGAGACCAAUGAGACGAACCCCCAAGAUCUCGGGAAACUUGUCAACGGCGGCGGACGACUUGAAGAACAACCUUCACUUCGCCAUGCUCUCAGCGAAGAACUACUUUCUGAGGGAGGGGAACAACGGCAGUAACACAAGCAGCGGAAAUAGCGAGGCGAGCUACGAGAGCGCCAAGAGCUUAACCGCUGGUCUUCCGCCGCCAGUACCGAGAAGACGGGAUUCCGUCCUUGUCAGAAGAGAGCAAAGAGUGUGCACAGCUGCCUGCUGUAGGGACGAUUUGUCCGAAAACUCCUCGUCGCACACAUCUACUCAUUCCUCUGGAACGUCUCACGCGUCGAAUCAGAUACAAUCGGAGUUCCCACUGGAGGAACCAGGAACGAACAGAUCCAGUCUAGAUUUUUACGAAGCGAAGGAUUCCUCUGGACAACGCGAUAGCAGUAACGACGUGUUCCUCAGUGUGAGAAGUUCUCCAGAAUGUUUAGGCCUGAUGGCACCAGCCACAGACUUAGGAGCAGAGUGGAAGAAGAAAUUCGACGCGACAGGAACGCCCGCUGAUGCUUCGCUUCCCCUAUUACGUGGAUUAUCACCUACACCUACGCACGGACAACAUAGUUCACCUUUCUUCAACGCAAAACGCAAGAAAUACGUGUAUCCGAUCACGCUGGUUGGCCGAGGCGAAAGUAGCGUUUAAUUGCAAGAAGUUAGACUGAUCGGGGACCAUAAAAGAGAGGCAGGAUAGAUUUAAAAGUAACUACUAGGUGUCUGUGCCAAUGUCGCAUUAAUACGAUAUGUGAUUGUUCAGAGUCGUUCGUAUAUGCCCACAAGUGGAUGAACAUGCGAAAUAUUCUAAAA